This is a messenger RNA of Boleophthalmus pectinirostris (great blue-spotted mudskipper), 2339 nucleotides long. It is a transcript of the gene osgep, whose product is annotated as O-sialoglycoprotein endopeptidase. The record is from RefSeq and is a predicted model, not a curated record. The transcript has 12 exons. Gene Ontology annotation, cellular component: cytoplasm; EKC/KEOPS complex. NCBI's taxonomy places the organism in Eukaryota, Metazoa, Chordata, Actinopteri, Gobiiformes, Gobiidae. Gene Ontology annotation, biological process: tRNA threonylcarbamoyladenosine modification. The coding region runs from base 114 to 1121 and encodes 335 amino acids.
UUUUGGGGUCCUCCAAAGGGGCUUCGUUAGCAUGUUGUUAGCAGAGAGUUAGCAGAAAAUUCAAGUUUAAUUUGUUUUCAAGAUAAACCGGUCACUUCUUAUGAAAUUUUGCCAUGACGAUAGUGAUUGGGUUUGAGGGCAGUGCCAAUAAGAUCGGAGUGGGCAUUAUCCGAGAUGGAGAGGUGCUUUCGAACCCAAGAAGGACCUACAUCACCCCUCCUGGACAAGGUUUUAUGCCCAGUGACACGGCCAGACACCACCGCGCCGUCAUCCUCACUGUUUUAAAAGAGGCUCUGGAUGAAGCUGGACUCAAGCCUCAAGACAUCGACUGUGUGGCCUAUACUAAAGGUCCUGGGAUGGGCGCUCCUCUGGUCACUGUGGCUCUCGUGGCUCGGACCGUGGCUCAGCUCUGGAACAAACCUCUGCUGGGAGUGAACCACUGCAUCGGACACAUCGAGAUGGGACGCCUCAUCACCAAAGCUCACAACCCCACGGUGCUCUACGUCAGCGGAGGAAACACACAGGUCAUCGCUUACUCCGAGCGACGCUACAGAAUAUUUGGAGAGACCAUUGACAUCGCCGUCGGGAACUGUCUGGACCGAUUUGCCCGAGUUAUAAAGAUUUCCAAUGACCCCAGUCCAGGCUACAACAUCGAGCAAAUGGCCAAAAAAGGGACUCAGUAUGUGGAGCUGCCGUACACAGUGAAGGGAAUGGACGUGUCUUUUUCAGGCAUUUUGUCUUAUAUAGAAGAAGCGGCCAAUAAGAUGUUAGGUUCUGGGGAAUGCACAGCAGAAGACCUGUGCUUCUCUCUGCAGGAGACACUGUUCUCGAUGCUGGUGGAGAUCACGGAGAGGGCCAUGGCUCACUGCGGCUCACAGGAGGUGCUGAUCGUCGGAGGAGUCGGCUGUAACCUCCGUCUGCAGGAGAUGAUGGGAGUCAUGUGUGAAGAGAGAGGAGCCAAACUCUUCGCUACUGACGAACGGUUCUGCAUCGACAAUGGGGCCAUGAUUGCUCAAGCCGGAUGGGAGAUGUUCAGAUCCGGGCAGGUCACAGAGCUGGAGGACUCAUGGAUCACACAAAGGUUCAGGACAGAUGAAGUGGAGGUGACGUGGAGAGACUGAUCUUUGGACUCCUUUUGGCCCAGAGCUAGUUUCAUUUAUGCCUCAUUGACUCUUAAAUCACAAAAAUCACAUGGUGCUUGGCGGGACUACCGCGUUUGUGAUUUGGAAAGAGGUCACAUUGGAGACUGUAAUAUAUCGGACGGUGUGAGUUUAGACUGCAGUAUUUCCACAGAGAUGUCAAUUGAUACUUUGCACUGACAUCACGCUGGGGGUGUUCUACAUAUAUCUGGUGAUGUUGGAUGGAAAUGUUUCUGUAGUUACCAUGGAUACACAACACACACAGGAGCAAAAACUGUCAAAAAAGACUUAAAAUUGUCAGGAAAAAAAUACAAAAUGGAUUUAAACGAAACAUUUUAGGAGUCUGUGAUCGAUACGAGUUCUUGGUCCUGUUUAGGUAUUUCCAACAAGAAGGUGAGACUGAAAAACUGGCUACCUUGUUAUUGCAGUUUCACCUGUUGUAGUUAAGAGAAAGCUCAGAUUAACGUUGAGCACAUAAUUUGAUUAACUGAGCUUCAAACAGUGCAGAAUGUUUAGGACAUCAGCUGCAAAGUAUAGGAUGACCAGACGUGUCCCUAUUUACCCUCGACAGUCCCAGUUUUGUCCCCCGUCCCUGGUCUGAUUUGUCAGCCGGUUUCUGACCUCGCAGCAUUACAGUUCGUUCGCUCGAUGGUAGGUGGGUACUAUUUUAAAAUUUAACCAAUCGCUGCUAUUUGGUCGUGACGCAUGUCAUGCUCCACUAACGAGGCUAACUGGUAUAUUAAGCUUUUCCCAAAUCCCGUAGGGAGGAGGACAAUAACGUCUUUCUCCUUGAUAAAAUUCACCAAAACAUUCUUUGUUCCGGCUUUAAAUCUUCGAUCUCGGGAAUCGUUGCCAACACAGAAAUUUUUCAAUAAAUAUUUAGUUUGGCCCACGACUUAGUCCCAGUUUUUAAUUUUGGCCUUAUGUGAAUUUGGGUUUGACACUCCUGGUCUAAACAAAAGGCACUUCUGAUAAAAUAUUUUUUCGUUUUUACCCACAAGCGUAAAAAAGUAGCUGUUAAACUGCCACUACAUGACAUCACAAGGUGGAACAGAGCAAUUAGAGCUUUGUGAAUGAAACAAAACACAACUGCAGGCAUAAAACUGUAAAAUGUACAUAAGCAUCAACAGAAUUUAGCAACAAAACAAAAUAUGAAUUUCUGUUUGUACACAUUUUUAAAUAAAUAAAGAAAAAAACACA